AUGGCUGGUUAUGAAGGCAGUGGAAGUCCCACCCCAAGUGAGCAAGAAGACAAUGACGAUAAAGACGAAGACAACAUCACGGAACAUGAAGAAGAGGCGCAAGAGGACGAUGAUACUCAAGCGGAUGAAACGAUGAAUGACGGUGAACCGAACGAGAGUUCCGCACAAGACAACUAUACGAACCCUGGGAAUGAAGCAGAUGGUGCACAAGGCUUACCAGAGAGUGAAGAUGCUGAAAUGGCACAACCAACACACGUUGGAUCAGAUUCUGACAUCAUGGCGCACGACCCAGAUGCUGGUCUUGAUUUAGAAGAAGAGUUAGGUGGUAUGAUUAUUGCAGUACUCGAUUAUGACAAUGGACAGAUGGAGUUGUUGGUGAUAUCUAUUGAUUCACCUCCAACAACCCCAGAACUGUAA
Paramuricea clavata is the source of this 417-nucleotide messenger RNA. NCBI's taxonomy places the organism in Eukaryota, Metazoa, Cnidaria, Anthozoa, Malacalcyonacea, Plexauridae. The record is from the annotation of a GenBank genome assembly.